This is a messenger RNA of Harmonia axyridis, 2885 nucleotides long. Its product is annotated as CDGSH iron-sulfur domain-containing protein 3, mitochondrial. Bases 94 to 489 code for a protein of 131 amino acids. The transcript has 4 exons. The record is from RefSeq and is a predicted model, not a curated record. Lineage: Eukaryota; Metazoa; Arthropoda; Insecta; Coleoptera; Coccinellidae. Gene Ontology annotation, molecular function: 2 iron, 2 sulfur cluster binding. Gene Ontology annotation, cellular component: intracellular membrane-bounded organelle.
GUUUGACAUAGAGGAAGAGGAAAUAGUCUUAAGUAAGGUUAAUUUUACUAAAUUUAAUUUACACGAUUUAAAUACUUUUAAAGUAACAAAAAAAUGUUGAGAUAUAUCAUUAGAAGUGCUAAUUUAUUGAAAUUUAGUGUAAGGGGUUACUCAUCUAAGUUUCCAAAAAAUGCUCUGGAAAAUGUGAUAUCUGCUCAACAUCAACAAGAAAACGGCAUUGUUUACGAUAAAAAACCAUUCAAAAUUGCGCUUGUAAAGGGGAAGAGUUAUUUAUGGUGUCUUUGUGGAAGAAGUCAUAACCAACCGUUUUGUGACGGCACUCAUAAAAAUAUACAUCUCAAAAUCACCCAAAGGCCUAUCAGAUUUCAAGUGGAAGAAUCAAAGGACUAUUGGCUCUGUAACUGCAAACAAACUUCUAAAAGACCUUUCUGUGAUGGUACACACAAAGCAGAUGAUGUUAUUAAUGCAACAUCUGUAGUUCGACAAUAGGAAGUCAUUUAGUAUUCUCUAGUGCAAAGUGUAGUGUUUUAUCAAAGAAAGGAGUUUAAUCCAGCUUUUUUUCUCAAUACCUGACUGAUUUCUCAAAGAAUAAAUAAAAAUGACUACGUUAUUACAAAAGAAUGGAAUGAAAACAUUGCAAAAUGGAAACAAUAGUUUACACCAUAAUAUAAAUCAUCAAGUACAGAAUUUAGACUAUGCCCUAUGUGAAGAUGCAACUGUUAAAGAUGAACCACAGGAAUUACCAAUACCAGAAGAAAUUUCAACAGGUGAUCCAGAAAUAGACAUUAUAAUCAAUAAUGUGGUGUGUAGUUUUAGUGUAAAGUGUCAUUUGAACUUGCGUGAGAUAGCAUUGAAUGGAAUGAAUGUUGAAUAUCGAAGAGAGAAUGGUAUGCUAACUAUGAAACUGCGUAGACCCUAUACAACUGCAAGUAUAUGGUCAUCUGGUAAAAUAACAUGUACAGGAUCAACCAGUGAAGAUCAGGCCAGGAUUGCUGCAAGGAGAUUUGCUAGGUGUUUGCAGAAAUUAGGUUUUAACAUAAGGUUCAGCAAUUAUAGAGUGGUUAACGUUUUGGGUACUUGUUCAAUGCCUUUCGCAAUUAAAAUAACUUCGUUUUCUGAACAUCAUAAAGAAGCUGAAUAUGAGCCUGAACUCCAUCCUGGAGUUACUUACAAACUCAAAGAGCCCAAAGCUACUCUUAAGAUAUUCUCUACUGGAAGUGUAACAGUAACAGCUCCCAGUGUUGCAGGCGUACAAGCAGCGAUUGAAUAUAUAUUUCCUUUAGUUUAUGAAUUUCGAAAGGAACGAACAGCUGAAGAACAAACUGCUCUUGCUUUGAAAAAGUUGAAGCAGCAAGAAAUAGUUGGUACUGUAUAUGUAGAAAAUGAGAAUAGCAAUGAUAAUGUUUGGUAAUUGUUUAAGAACUGUAUAUUUAAGUGUUUAUUUAUUUAUUUUCAGUCAUUUUUGAGAUAUUAACCAUUUUUAUUGAUUUCUAAGUGUGUAUCAUAACACACUAAAUGUUUUUAUUUGGUAUAAUCUCCAUUGCCUAGUUUCUUUUUUUAAUAAAUGUUUUUGAAAAUACUCUUGAAUAAUAAUUGUAAUUGAAAAUCACUUGGAUAAUAAUUGUAGAUAGAAAACCAAAUUAGUUUAUCAAAAAAGACUUGCUGUGAAAUAUGUUUCUUUAUAAAGUUCUAAGUGUUUCAUGUAACUCUCAACUUUUUCAACUAUCCACUAGAAUGGAUUCAACAUUAAAAGAAAUGAAAUAUUUCAAGUUUUUCCCUGAAAAAAUAUGUAAUAUCUCUGAUUUGUUAAUUGAAAAAUACAUUCAUCUUUAUAUGAAAAUAAAUAUGUCAGAUGCCUAGUUUAAAGUUCAACUUGCAAGACGUUAUCUAUAUCAAUUGUUGAUUUUCCAAUUUUCUCAGAAUUAGAUUGGUGUUGGAUAAAUUGUUCCAAAAUUUUAGUAGGAACAUGGAAAUACACUACUUGAAACUGAAGAUUCUGAAUGUUUCUUAAGAAUAAACUAUUCUUUUUUAAUCAGAAAUUUCACUGUGUUAUUUCUGAUGAGAGCUUUAAAAAAAUUUAUUUUCUAAUUUUAAUUUGGAUUUAUACAUUAUCGGAAUGAAUAGUGAGAUUGUUGAUCACUAAUAAAGGAUAUCCGAAUAGAUACACAGAGAAUUUGAAAUAAAUCGGUAACAAUCUUUUGAUGUUGAAUUAAUCUAUGAAUACAAGUAUUAACUCUAUACAGAAAUUUAGAUUAAGGAUUAUCUCAAAUGUUUUCAUAAUGAAAAUGAAUUGAUAAGUCUGAUAUUUGAAACUAUUCUUCAUUACCUUAUGAUUAAUUAAAGAAAGUUUUUGUGUUUGUUCAUAGCUAGAGUGCUUUUAGACAACUGAUUCAACAAUAUUGUUUCAUUCUUAUUUCAACAAUUCUAGAAAUCUUUUUCGCAUAUUUUAUACCAUUCAUUAUUCAAAUGAUAUCUUUCACAGGAAUAUAUAAAUUAUUUGAUUCAUUUUUUAAAAGUUUACAAAAUCAUUCUUCCUUGCGAGAGAUUUCACCUUCGAAUGUCUUUUGGUAUUUUGUUUUGGUUGAAUGACACUGCUUAUCUCUAUGAACCAAAAACGCAAGGAUUUGAAAAUUUCGGUGAAUACUAAUGUACCCAAUUUUCUUAUCCUUAACGUUUCUAGAAUGUUAUUUUGAUAUUUUGUUUCUUAUUUUUCCAAAGAUUGGGCUGCAAAUUCAAAAUGUUCAUUUGAGGCCCGCAAAUCAUAAGUCACUUAUGUAGAUGUUCUUUGUAGAUAAUAUACGUCACACUCUGUUAGAGUAAGAACAUGGUUUAAUUUAAAUGUAUGAAGAUAAAAAGCUUGGAAUAAAUAUUCAGUUUUUGAUGUA